Messenger RNA from Seriola dumerili (greater amberjack), 1779 nucleotides. RefSeq names its product leucine-rich repeat transmembrane neuronal protein 4-like (gene lrrtm4l1). The transcript is spliced from 3 exons. Gene Ontology annotation, cellular component: plasma membrane. Lineage: Eukaryota; Metazoa; Chordata; Actinopteri; Carangiformes; Carangidae. The record is from RefSeq and is a predicted model, not a curated record. Bases 1 to 1701 code for a protein of 566 amino acids. Gene Ontology annotation, molecular function: protein binding.
AUGGGUCCACUGCUGUGUGAUGGACGACUGACACACCUCCUCUUUCCUCUCCUCCUCCUCUUGCGGGCUCCCCUGCUGUUCAGCUUUGGUGAGCGCACCUGCCCCAAUAGCUGCAGAUGUGAGGGGAAAACUGUCCAUUGUGAUUCAUCUGGCUUCAUAGAUGUACCAGAAAACAUCUCAAUUGGCUGCCAGGGCCUCUCCCUGCGCUACAAUGAACUGCACACUCUGCUACCAUAUCAAUUCGCCCACCUCAGCCAGCUUCUCUGGAUAUACUUGGACCACAAUCAGAUUUCAGCUGUUGACAGUCGAGCAUUCCAGGGGGUCCGCAGGCUUAAAGAGCUGAUACUGAGCUCCAACAGGAUCAAAUCCCUGCACAAUUCUACAUUCCAUGGGAUUCCUAAUCUUCGCAGUCUGGACUUGUCCUACAACAAACUGGAAAUCCUGCAGCCAGGUCAAUUCCAUGGCUUACGCAAGCUGCAAAACCUACACCUACGUUCAAACGGUCUCUCCAACAUCCCGAUUCGAGCGUUCCUCGAGUGCCGAAGUUUGGAGUUUCUUGAUUUGGGCUACAAUCGAAUCAAGGCUCUCACCCGCACCACCUUUUUGGGCCUACAGAAGCUGAUGGAGUUGCACCUGGAGCACAACCAGUUCUCACGGAUCAACUUUUUUCUGUUUCCGCGCUUGGCCAACCUGAGAUCACUGUAUCUGCAGUGGAACCGCAUUCGGGUGGUAAACCAGGGCCUUCCGUGGACUUGGUAUACGCUGCAGAAACUUGAUCUUUCGGGAAAUGAAAUCCAGACCCUGGACCCAGCUGUGUUUCACUGCUUGCCCAACCUUCAAGUCCUCAACCUGGAAUCCAACAAACUGUCUAACGUGUCUCAGGAGGCGGUGUCGGCAUGGAUCUCGCUGACCUCCAUCAGCCUUGCUGGGAACAUGUGGGAUUGUGGGACUGGCAUAUGCCCCCUUGUGGCUUGGUUGAGAAAUUUUCGGGGAAGUAAAGACACCACUAUGAUAUGCAGCAGCCCAAAGUAUCUCCAGGGAGAAAAAAUCAUGGAGGCCACGAGGAACCACGGUAUUUGUGAGGAGACUGAUUACGUUCUGACUGAAACACCCUCACCAACGUCAGAGCUCAUUUCUGAAGCCACUGCUGAACCAACCUUUGCCCCGACUAGCAGCUCUCCACCCAUGCCACCAAGCAGCACCUUUGGCCCCCCCCCACCGUUCAGACCUCGACCUAUCCCUCAUCCUACCUUUCCGGGGCAUAUGAGCAAAAACCCUAGAGACUCAGUCGCUCGCACUCGACCCACUCACACACCACCCCCAGAGGUGGAGCACAUGACUCUGCACAAGGUGGUGGUGGGUAGUGUGGCACUCUUCUUCACCAUGUCCCUAAUCUUGACAAUUAUCUAUGUGUUGUGGCGGCGCUACCCGGGUGCAACCAGGUUGCUGCAGCAGCGAUCCAUGGUGGGGCGGAAGCGUCGCAAAAAGAGUCCAGAGCCAGAGCAGAACCUGAGCUCCCAGCUCCAAGAGUAUUACAUGAGCUACAACCCUGCUGCCACACCGGAAGCAUUGGAGGUUCUAGGCAAUGGCACUGGUUCCUGCACUUGCACAAUUUCUGGCUCCAGGGAGUGUGAGAAUGAGUACACGUGUCCACGCCCCCUACCUGGUGCCUGGCUUGGAGAUGUGCCUACCAUCCAUUAACCCCCCACCAACAAAAGUAACUGCUUUGGAUGGUUGCAGCAAACCACAGUGAAACAGGGAUAUACAGGAGAGGGACAC